UUGUGAUGGAUGGAUGUGGAUGGAUGCAUGCAUGGCGGGUGAGGGUGCUGAUUGUGCCUGCUAGCAACACGCGCAUCACGCGGAGCAGUUUUGGCCGUUCUGUUCGAGGCGCCUGUGAGGGAGGGUGCGCUCGAAUCAACGAACCAGCGCAGCCGCGCUCCGUAGCCGGGUCAAAAAAAAAUUUGAUGUACAGCUUUAGUUUUGGGGUUGGGGCCUAUAGAAAAAGGGUCUGUCUAGGACACAUCUAGAUGUGACAAGCUGAUGUCCACUCUGUUUGUGGUCUAUUUUUUUUAGUUUUUUUCUAUUUCUUGUUGUUGCAUUAUACAUUGUGGGAGCUUAGAUGUGACAUCCUUAAAUAACAUCUAGAUGUGAAUUAGACAAACUGAUGGAAAAAACACGCCUGAAAUGGGAUGUGAAAGUGGGCUCAUUUUAUUCUCGGGUUGAGCUGGGCUGGGCAAAUCAAUCGGUCCAAUCACACACCCCUAAAAAACAAUCGAUCAGAUCACACGGCCGAACAACGAUCACGCGCGCGCCGGACACCGGAGCGGACGGCACGGGUGCCAAACAGUGGCACGGACGCGUGGGCUCACGCUGUGCAGCGAGUGAACUGGCCAACGUUACAUCGAACCGACGCUGGCCGCACUGGACUUCUUUUUUUUUUUCCCAAUUUCUGAUCGGGACAGCACGAUCAACGCGCUCCGGUGUCCCAACGAACCAAGCCCGCACUGCCGAUCGCGAACGAGCGACUCCACCGCCACCGCCACCCUGCGGCGGCCCACGACGUCUCUUCUGCGUUUCGCGGCCAGACAGAUGGCCGGAAGGUGAGGCCGAUCGCCUGCCGGUGGCGGCGGAGGUGACUGGGGUUAUGGAGGGCGGUGGCGCUGGCGGGGAGGUGGAUGCGGACGCGCUGGAGUACACGCCGACGUGGAUCGUCGCGGGGGUCUGCUCCCUCAUCGUGACCAUCUCCCUCGCCGCCGAACGAUGCCUCCAUUACCUCGGCAAGACGCUCAAGAGGAAGCACCAGAAGGCGCUCUUCGAGGCCCUCCUCAAGGUGAAAGAAGAGCUGAUGCUUCUGGGGUUCAUCUCUCUGCUGAUGACGGUGUCGCAAGACGUGAUCCAAAGGACAUGCAUCCCUCCCAGCUGGACCAACUACUUGCUGCCCUGCAAGAAGAUGGAGGAGCAUUCUGUUGCCGCUCUCGGCGGUCGCAGGCUGCUUCCUAGGAAUGCGCCGCGGUCCGACCAUUGCAGAAACAAGGGAAAAGUUCCUUUGCUGUCGCUCGAAGCGUUACAUCAGUUGCAUAUUUUCAUUUUUGUUCUGGCCAUCACCCAUGUGAUUUUCAGUGUUCUGACCAUGGUUUUAGGAGGCGCCAAGAUUCGCCAAUGGAAACAAUGGGAGACUGAAAUUCAUAAAAACAAUGCAGGAAACGGACCUAAGAAGUUGACCAACGUUCAACAAUUUGAAUUUAUCAGGGAACGUUUUAAUGGUGUUGGCAUGGAGUCUACGGUGUUGAGCUGGAUGCAUUCUUUUGUUAAGCAGUUUUAUGCGUCAGUCACUAAAUCGGACUACGCGACCAUGCGACUCGGUUUCAUCAUGACGCAUUGCCGAGGAAACCCAAAAUUUGGCUUUCACAGAUACAUGGUGCGGGCUCUGGAGGCUGAUUUCAAGAAGGUAGUUGGCAUAAGGUGGUACCUGUGGAUAUUCGUGGUGAUAUUCAUGUUGCUGAACGUCAAUGGCUGGCACACCUACUUCUGGAUCUCCUUCCUUCCUCUCAUCCUGCUGCUGGCCGUGGGCACGAAGCUGGAGCACGUGAUAGCUCAGCUGGCGCACGACGUCGCGGAGAAGCACUCGGCGAUCGAGGGCGACCUGGUGGUGAACCCGUCGGACGAGCACUUCUGGUGCGGUAAGCCGAGGGUGAUCCUCUACCUGAUCCACUUCAUCCUCUUCCAGAACGCCUUCGAGAUCGCGCUCUUCUUCUGGAUCCUCGUAAGUGUCCUCUGCAAAGUACAUAUCAGUAGAAGAGAAAAGAAGAGAGGAUGGAUGCUAGUGACUAACUGUGUCUCUGUUGGGUUUUCCUUUUGCCAUUUGCAAGACCACCUACGGCUUCAACUCGUGCAUCAUGGACCACGUCCCGUUCAUCGUGCCGAGGCUCGUCAUCGGGUGGGUGGCAAUCCAUCGUCUCACUCUUCUCAUUAUGAAGAAAAAGAAGCAAGCAAACAGCCAUGUUUUUCAAGUUCAGGCUCAAAGACAGCUGUUGGUUUUGCCCUUUGCUUGCAGGGUCGUCAUCCAGCUGCUGUGCAGCUACAGCACCCUGCCGCUGUACGCGAUCGUGGCGCAGAUGGGGACCUUCUUCAACAAGGAGAUCUUCGACGAGCACAUCCAGCAGGGGCUGGUGGGGUGGGCGCAGAAGGCCAGGAUGAGGACAGAGUUAUCCAAGGAUGCUGCUGCCGCAGCCGCGGCCGGACCCACCAGGCACGGCGCGUCCUCCCGGCUGGAGAUGCUGCGGCGAGCCGCCGCCAUGAUGCAGUGCCGCCGCUCACUGCCAAGGUAGAUUGAAGUGUCAUGUAUCAGUAAGACACAAUCUAGCGGGAACGGCAACUGGUUACACCUCAGGAGAAUGAUAUAGGCUUGGUUUUGCUUUAGUAAACUGCCAAAGAGCAACAAGUGUAUAGUACUUAUAGCUGAUAAUAGUACAAGAUACCAGUAUCACAUUUUUUUUA
Messenger RNA from Aegilops tauschii subsp. strangulata, 2718 nucleotides. NCBI's taxonomy places the organism in Eukaryota, Viridiplantae, Streptophyta, Magnoliopsida, Poales, Poaceae. The record is from RefSeq and is a predicted model, not a curated record.